Messenger RNA from Saimiri boliviensis boliviensis (Bolivian squirrel monkey), 3466 nucleotides. RefSeq names its product solute carrier organic anion transporter family member 1C1 (gene SLCO1C1). Gene Ontology annotation, biological process: sodium-independent organic anion transport; bile acid and bile salt transport; transmembrane transport. Lineage: Eukaryota; Metazoa; Chordata; Mammalia; Primates; Cebidae. The record is from RefSeq and is a predicted model, not a curated record. Gene Ontology annotation, cellular component: basolateral plasma membrane. Gene Ontology annotation, molecular function: protein binding; bile acid transmembrane transporter activity.
CCUUACCCUCUGCCCCCUGCGGAGUUGUGUUUUCUGGGAAUCAGCAAGUAAGAUCACAAGUGGUCUUUUCUUUUUUUCGCUCUCUCCCAUAAAGAAAGCUUUAUCACGUGUGGCCUUAAACUUGCAGCAAAUUGCAAAGAAAUGGCUCAAAAGCUUCAGCUCUUUCUGUGCCCUGGGAGCUGAGAUGCACGUCAGUGGCCUUGCCAGCCUGGCCAAUUCUCUGCUGACUGCCAGAAAAAAGAGGCCAGGAGGAAAGAGGAAAGAGAAGCGACUCCUGAGGGGUGAGACCAUGCCCUUCAUCUUUUCUUUUCCCUAAUCUGCUCUGCCUGUGUCCACCCAUGCUCUCCCCACCUGAUAAAAUUGUUCAAAAUUGCUGUGGAGUUUACCUCAGUUUCCUCUUUCAGUCUUGCUGAGCACAUUGAGAGGAACUGGCUCUCUUUGAUCUCUAUCUCCAGAUCAGAGUCAAGGAACGUUUUUAUAAUGGACACUUCAUCCAAAGAAAAUAUCCAGUUAUUCUGCAAAACUUCAGUGCAACCUAUUGGAAGGCCUUCUUUUAAAACAGAAUAUCCCUCCUCAGAGGAAAAGCAACCAUGCUGUGGUGAACUAAAGGUGUUCUUGGGUGCCUUGUCCUUCGUUUACUUUGCCAAAGCAUUGGCAGAAGGCUAUCUGAAGAGCACCAUCACUCAGAUAGAGAGAAGGUUUGAUAUUCCUUCUUCACUGGUGGGAGUUAUUGAUGGUAGUUUUGAAAUUGGGAAUCUCUUAGUUAUAACAUUUGUUAGCUACUUUGGAGCCAAACUUCACAGGCCAAAAAUAAUUGGAGCAGGGUGUCUAAUCAUGGGCGUUGGAACACUGCUGAUCGCAAUGCCUCAGUUCUUCAUGGAGCAGUACAAAUAUGAGAGGUAUUCUCCUUCCUCCAAUUCUACUCUCAGCAUCUCUCCGUGUCUCCUAGAGUCAAGCAGUCAAUUACCAGUUUCAGUUAUGGAAAAAUCAAAAUCCAAAAUAAGUAAAGAAUGUGAAGUUGACACUAGCUCUUCCAUGUGGAUUUAUGUUUUCCUGGGAAAUCUUCUUCGUGGAAUAGGAGAAACUCCCAUUCAGCCUCUGGGCAUUGCCUACCUGGAUGAUUUUGCCAGUGAAGACAAUGCAGCUUUCUAUAUUGGGUGCGUGCAGACGGUUGCAAUUAUAGGACCAAUCUUUGGUUUCCUGUUAGGCUCAUUAUGUGCCAAACUAUAUGUUGACAUUGGCUUUGUAAACCUAGAUUACGUAACCAUUACCCCAAAAGAUCCCCAAUGGGUAGGAGCCUGGUGGCUUGGCUAUCUAAUAGCCGGAAUCCUAAGUCUUCUAGCAGCUGUGCCUUUCUGGUAUUUGCCAAAGAGUUUACCAAGACCCCGAAGUAGAGAGGAUUCUAAUUCUUCUGAGAAAUCCAAGUUUAUUACAGAUGAUCACACAGACUACCAAACAUGCCAGGGAGAAAAUGCAAAAAUAAUGGAAAUGGCAAGAGAUUUUCUUCCAUCACUGAAGAAUCUCUUUGGAAAUCCAGUGUACUUCCUGUAUUUAUGUACAAGCACUGUUCAGUUCAAUUCUCUGUUCGGCAUGGUGACGUACAAACCAAAGUACAUUGAGCAACAGUAUGGGCAGUCAUCCUCCAAAGCCAACUUCGUGAUCGGGCUCAUCAACAUACCAGCAGUGGCCCUUGGAAUAUUCUCUGGGGGGAUAGUUAUGAAAAAAUUCAGCAUCAGUGUGUGUGGAGCUGCAAAACUCUACUUGGGAUCAUCUGCCUUUGGUUACCUCCUAUUUCUUUCCCUGUUUGCACUGGGCUGUGAAAAUUCUGAUGUGGCAGGACUAACUGUUUCCUACCAAGGAACCAAACCUGUCUCUUAUCAUGAACGAGCUCUCUUUUCAGAUUGCAACUCAAGAUGCAAAUGUUCAGAGACAAAAUGGGAACCCAUGUGCGGUGAAAAUGGAAUCACAUAUGUAUCAGCUUGCCUUGCUGGUUGUCAAACCUCCAGCAGGAGUGGAAACAAUAUUAUAUUUUACAACUGCACUUGUGUGGGAAUUGCGGCUUCUAAAUCUGGAAAUUCCUCAGGCAUAGUCGGAAGAUGUCAAAAAGACAAUGGAUGUCCCCAAAUGUUUCUGUAUUUUCUUGUAAUUUCAGUCAUCACAUCCUAUACUUUAUCCCUAGGUGGCAUACCUGGAUACAUAUUACUUCUGAGGUGCAUUAAGCCACAGCUUAAGUCUUUUGCCCUGGGUAUCUACACAUUAGCAAUAAGAGUUCUUGCAGGAAUCCCAGCUCCAGUAUAUUUCGGAGUUUUGAUUGAUACUUCAUGCCUCAAAUGGGGAUUUAAAAGAUGUGGAAGUAGAGGAUCAUGCAGAUUAUAUGAUUCAAAUGUCUUCAGACACAUAUAUCUGGGACUAACUGUGAUACUGGGCACAGUGUCAAUUUUCCUAAGUAUUGCAGUAGUUUUCAUUUUAAAGAAAAAUUAUAUUUCAAAACACAGAAGCUUCACAAACAAGAGAGAAAGAACAACGGUGUCUACAAGAUUCCAAAAGGAAAAUUACACUACAAGUGAUCAUCUGCUACAACCCAACUACUGGCCAGGCAAGGAAACCCAACUUUAGAAAAAUGACAACUGGAAGUCAUGUUAUCUAACUGGUGGAAAUUUUGCAAACAAAUUUUAAUCAAAAGCGCUCUAAAUUUGUAAUUUCUUUCUCCUUCUAAAAAAUACCUACUUUGUUUUUGGCCCUAGGCAUUAGAUAAUAUAACUAAUAACAAAUAUAAUGAAACAUAUAACAGAAGAUACAGAUGAUAAAACUAAUUUUGAACUUUUUAAUUUAUGUAAAAAUUUCUUAUAUCAUUUACUUAUUUCACUGUAUUUUUCCCUGUGCUCAUUAUAUACACCAUAUUCCUAGAAGAACAAUGUCUCUAUUGUCACACAUGGUUAUAUUUAAUGUUAUUUCUGACCUGUGUAAUGUGUCUAGGGUAAGAAAAUACUGCUAAAAAUUAACUCGUACCUUGGGCUCCUUGAAGUAUAACUCUUAUAGUAUUUUCUCUCUUGUUGUCUUUAUCUGUAUAUUUUAAUAAUGAUCUUAGGAUGGAGCAGAACAUGGAAAGGAAGAUUUCAUUUUAAGCUCCUCCUUUUCUUUCAAAUACAGUAUUUUGUGUAGAAAUGUGUAGAGGCAAAUUAUAUUGGGGAUUAGAACUUUGAAUUAUUAGCUUUUUUACUGUACAUUUAUGUGUGCUUUUUGUGUGGCACUAUAAGUGACUAUGGUUGUAAAGUAAUAAAAUUGAUGUUAACAUGCCUUAUUCUUUUAUGAAUUAAAUGAAUUUUAAAAUAUUGUUAAAUAUAAUACUGUUCCUACUUCAAUAUAUGUAAGCAGCUUCCUACUUAUAUACAUAAUAUAUUCCUAAAACAUGUUUGAAAGGUGAAUUUCUGAAAGUCUACAAUAAAUGCAAGUGUUAUAAAAGGAA